Fundulus heteroclitus (mummichog) is the source of this 3842-nucleotide messenger RNA. RefSeq names its product syntaxin binding protein 6 (amisyn) (gene stxbp6). Gene Ontology annotation, biological process: Golgi to plasma membrane transport; regulation of SNARE complex assembly; exocytosis. The transcript is spliced from 7 exons. Gene Ontology annotation, molecular function: phosphatidylinositol-4,5-bisphosphate binding. Bases 294 to 1022 code for a protein of 242 amino acids. NCBI's taxonomy places the organism in Eukaryota, Metazoa, Chordata, Actinopteri, Cyprinodontiformes, Fundulidae. Gene Ontology annotation, cellular component: plasma membrane; exocyst. The record is from RefSeq and is a predicted model, not a curated record.
ACACACAGAGCCCACAGUCAGACACAGGCUGGCUUCGCAGCAGAGGAGGGGAGAUACAAAAAAAACUCUCCUCCCGCCGCUACCAGAGAAACCACCAGCUCUCAAAGACGUGAAGUCGACGCGAUGUCAAGCCCGACAUGCUACCGUUUAGUGUGAGGAGACAGCUACCAAUAAGGAAGAGGCUGCAGGAACUGAGGAGUGGGUGAGCAGUGACAGCUGGAGACAUAAAGCGACUGAUUAGAGGACCGCACGUGGGGAGAGAAAAAAAAAGGCUCGCUUUAAACACAUCAGAGAUGAGCGCCAAGUCGGCCAUCAACAAGGAGCUCUUCACACCUCACGAUGAGAAGAUGCUUGCUGGUGUACAGGUGAAGAGGAGGACGAAGAAGAAAAUACCUUUCCUGGCCACUGGUGGUCAGGGAGAUUACAUGACUUUCAUCUGCCUCUCAGUGACAAACAAGAAACCGUCCCAUGUAUCCCUCACUAAAGUGAAGCAGUUCCAAGGAUCAUCUGCCUUUACCAAAAGGUCUCAAUGGACUAUUGACCAGCUACGACAGGUUAAUGGCAUUGACUCCAACAAAGAUUGUCCGGAAUUUGACCUGAUGUUCGACAACGGUCUGGACCAGUGGGUGGCUAGCUCCGCGGGAGAGAAGUGCACCUUCAUCCAAAUUCUUCAUCACACCUGCCAACGCUACUGCUCAGCCCGCAAACCCGAGUUCAUCAACUGUCAGUCAAAACUGCUCGGUGAAGGCUUAGAUACAGUCAUUUACCACUGCAAGGUGUAUUUGAACAGGAUGAGGAAAGACUUAGUGCCUCAUCGUGGUCAUCUGCAAAGACAAGCAGGUAACAGUAUACUACACUCAGCUGCAGACAGUGUGACAAGUGCUGUACAGAAGGCCAGCCAGGCCCUGAAUGAGCGCGGUGAGCGAUUAGGUCGGACUGAGGAGAGGACAGCAGAGAUGAUGAACAGUGCUGAACAGUUUGCUGUGACUGCGCACAAGCUUGCCAUGAAGCACAAAUGUUAGGACCACUGCCAAAACCAGCCGUGCUGGAGGUGUGAGCACAGACCAGUCGGUGCACAUGAGAGGGAUUCCAGCGUUGACUGUUUUUUACAUUUCUUUUUUAAUAUGAUUAAUAUUUGUUAGCAAUGUUAACAUUUUACUGUUUUGGGUUAUUACUAGCAGAUAAAUUCCUAAAACUGGUGAUGCGUCACAUACAGUGACUUGCUAAAGUAUCCCUGUCCUUAUAAAAAAAAAAAAAUCUUCUUUUGUCACAGUGAAAUCACAAAGAUUAAUCUAAUUUAUGGGGAAUUUAUGAUGAAUGAACACAGAGUACUUAAUAACUGUGAAGUAGGAGCUGGGUUUCUAUAUUUUUACGAAUGAAAAGCCGAGCAUUCGUUUUCAGCUCCACCUGAGUUGAUACUUUGUAGACUCACCUUUCACACGAAUAAAGUUGCCAAAUGUUUUGGGGUCUGGGAAUAGCAGGUUUGUAAAUCUAGACAACUUAAUGCUUGCGCUUUCUUCUGCAAAAAUCAUAUGGAAAGCCUCUCUGAAUGGCAUUUUUCAACUUUAAACACAGAUUUUUAAUUCAGUUCAUAUCUAGGUUGUAAUUGGAUUUUAGUCUGGACUUUGACUGGACCAUUCUAAAAUAAACCCAUUUGGGUUUAGUCUUGUUGCCCUCAUGAAAGCUGAACCUCCACCUCGGUCUCAGCUGUUGCAGCUGAUCAGCUUUUCCUCCAUGGUUGCCUUGUAUUUUGCUCCGUCCGUCUUCCCCCCUGUUUGCCUUUAUCUGCAAAUGAAAAGCGUCCCCAUACCACGAUGAUGCCACCAGAUUUAAUGAUGGAGAUGGUAUGUUCAUGCUGAUUUGCAGUAUUGGUUCUCUGCCAAACACUCUUUGGCACUCUUCCUCCCCAUGUUUGAUCCCCUUACAGCUUUCUAUGUGUCAGUCUCCCAUAAAGGCCAGAUUUAUGGAGUAGGCAACUAAAACUUGUCCUGUCAGCAGAUUCCGAUUGAACAAUGGUUCAAGAGAUGUUCAGUGCUUGGAAUCAUCUAUAAUAACAACUUAAACCCACGUUACAACUGUAUACCUGUCUUGUCUAUUGUGCUUGUUAGUCUUCAUGUUGCUGUAUGUUCAUUAAUGUCCCAUUUUAUGAGGGCUUGACAGCGCAGCUAAGAUUUAAUAACACAUUAAGUAAUUAGGUGCUAAUUAGGUACAGCAGUUGAUUACACUGAAAUGUAUUUAGGGGAGUGAUAGGAAAGUGGGGUGAAAACAAACGCUCACAGCUUUAAGAUUUCUGAUCAAGCAUUUUUGGAAAAUGUUACCCCUUUCUAUCCACUUCGCAUUUAUACACUACUCUGUGUUGGCCAUAACACAACAAAUUGAUUUUUUUGUACUUGUGAUGUGACAGUGUGCAAGGGGCACGAACUCUUGCAAGGUGCUGAAGAUGGGAGAGGAGAUGACUUUAAGGAGAAAAUUUUAUGCUUCCAUUUGCCAAAAAAAGUUACUAAAAUUCAGUCAAUUGUAAUAACCCCAGAGCACACAUUGUUUUUGAGAUAAUGUGAGGCUAAAGUUGGCCAGCAAUGUCUCCCAGUCAAAUAAUACCUUAUUCCUGAUUGUUAGGAAUUAUUUAUGUGUAAUUCUGGGUUUUAAAGGCUGAUUUAUAAGUCAAUAACUUCUUAAGUGUUUCCCUUUUGAAAUAAGUGAUUCUGUUAGCUUUGAAUACAAAUAUGUUGCACAUAUAUUUCUAAAGCCUGUAUCUUCUUUGCAAAAUUCUGGAACCAAAACAGGGCGGUGCAGUUUCUUCAAGGAGCUGAGAGUCUGUCCCUGAAUAUCAAUUUCUAGCGUAAAUCGUCCUUCUCUGCUUGACUCUUGAGUCUUUCCUUUUGUCCUUAACUUUAAAGAGUACAGUAUCGGUUCAUAUGUUUCCUUUUCUAGAAUGCCAAAAAGGUGAAGGUAGAUGAUAAACACACUUUGUCUCCUUAUGGACAUAUUUCUCUUUGGGAGCAACAAAACAGCAGACUUUUUCUUUUUUAUUAAGUAUUAACGUUGGUGUUUUUUCAGAAUAUUGAUUACAUGUUGUAUUAAUUUAUGUUACAAAGGGGCGAUACAUUAAACCAGCCUCUGGUCUGUAAGAAAAGCAACCUCUUGUACUAAUAUCUUGAUGCCUGUUUGGGAUAAUUUGUCCCUUUAUGGGAUAAAUACAAUUAAUCUAGGCUGUAGUUACAAUUUCAGCAUCCAAUGGCCAGUUUCUUUGCUUUUGUUUUAUUUAAUUUGGAAAUCACCAAGAGGUGAGGGCUGAUCAGGGAUGAAUUCCUUCGGCAGCGGCCACGUGUGAUAUUUUUGUUCUCUUUUGUUAUUUGUACAUUCCCACACUGACCUCUGAGUUCAUCGUCAGGGUGUAUCUGGUUCUUUUUUAUAUUUUGCAUUUUCAAAGUAAUUAUGUUACAAAGCACUGAUGUAAUAAUCCUGCAGAGCACGGUUGAGUUCAUAUUGAAGUGUUCCACUUGCCUCACUUGGAUGUUUAGCUUUUUGAUAAAAUGCAGAUUAAUUUCUAUUGUUCUGGGUCCUUUUUUCUGGCUGGUUGAAGGUUUGUGUUUCUGCUUCAAAAAAAAGGAAAAAAUAAUGUCUACCGGUGUGCUUUUUGGUACUAUGGUAUAUCAACUCACAAAAUUGUUCUCUUUUCAAACAAUGUGCCAACAGCUUUGUGUUUCAUAGUUUAUUAUGACGCUUUCUCCAUUUGAUGUGCUCAGUUUCACUUUAAGCUGUAACACUUGUUUUUUUCUCUCUGAUUUCCACGCUAUAUGGUUGCAACAUGUGAAAUAAAGUCCACAAUUACAGUAAAACAA